This is a messenger RNA of Engraulis encrasicolus (European anchovy), 5884 nucleotides long. It is a transcript of the gene per2, whose product is annotated as period circadian clock 2. The transcript is spliced from 24 exons. Lineage: Eukaryota; Metazoa; Chordata; Actinopteri; Clupeiformes; Engraulidae. The coding region runs from base 275 to 4684 and encodes 1469 amino acids. Gene Ontology annotation, cellular component: nucleus; cytoplasm. Gene Ontology annotation, molecular function: transcription corepressor binding; transcription cis-regulatory region binding. The record is from RefSeq and is a predicted model, not a curated record. Gene Ontology annotation, biological process: circadian regulation of gene expression; negative regulation of transcription by RNA polymerase II; entrainment of circadian clock by photoperiod.
UGAACAUUGAACGUAACAGCGAGUGCAGUGUGUCAGUGACCACAAGCGGCUUCACCAUCGAGGAAAUUAGGGGAAAAUAUCAACCCUUUUGAAGAUUUAAAAUUCAGUGGGGAGAGGUGCCAUUUGCGGCUACAUAGAAAACAUCUAUAACCUCGUCAAGAGCACCUUGUGACUGGCACCAUUUCAAGGUCUUCCCACAACUUGAAGAUGGGCUGAUUGGGCUUUUGCCUGUUGUCCUCCCUUUCUUCACCACCACUACCACUCAGCCUGGGCGAUGUCUGACGAUUCGGACUCCAAGCCUUAUCUGUACUCCUCCCUGGAGGUCCAGGAUGGCGGCGGUGCAUGUAGCUCCAUGGCGCAGCUCCACCGGAUGGCCGGCUUCACGGAAGGGCCCGAGCUGGGACUGCCGUCCGAGGGCAGUGACAGUAGCAGCCAGGACCCUCCGGUGUCCCCGCACAGUGACAGGAAGAUGGCCCAUUCGCUGCACGAGGAGGACGUGGAGAUGAAAAGUAGUAGCGGGUCCAGUGGCAGUGGGACGGAGUCCCAUGGCAACGAGUCCCACGGCAACGAGUCCCACGGCAACGAGUCUCAUGGCAACGAGUCGACGGGCAGCUCGAACGGCCACAGCAAGGACUCUGCCCUCCUGGAGUCAUCGGGGAGCAAUAAGAGCUCAAAUUCCCACAGCCCCUCGCCUCCGAGUAGUUCCAAUGCCUUCAGUUUGCUGAGUGCCAGCUCGGAACAAGAUAACCCCUCAACCAGUGGCUGCAGUAGCGAAGAGCCCGCCAAGGCCAAAACUCAGAAGGAGCUGAUCAAGACUCUGAAGGAGCUCAAGAUGCACCUCCCCACCGAGAAGAGGAACAAGGGCAGCAAGUCCAACACCCUCAACACCCUCAAGUACGCCCUGCGCUGUGUCAAGCAGGUGGAAGCCAAUGAGGAGUACUAUCAGAUGCUGAUGAGCAAUGACAGUCAUCCGUCUGGUUUGGAUGUGGCUUCAUACACCAUAGAGGAAAUAGACAGUAUUACCUCUGAAUACACUCUAAAAAACACAGAUAUUUUUGCGGUGGCCGUGUCCCUAAUUACUGGGAAGAUUGUGUACAUCUCUGACCAGGCAGCCUCCAUUCUGAACUGCAAGAGGGAUGUGUUCAAGAAUGCCAAGUUUGUGGAGUUCUUAACCCCCCAGGAUGUCAGUGUGUUCUAUAGCUUCACAACGCCUUACCGUCUCCCCUCCUGGAGCAUGUGCACUGGAGCAGAGUCAUCACCCUCAGACUGCAUGCAGGAGAAGUCGUUUUUCUGCCGUAUCAGCGGGGGUAAAGAGCGUGAGGGGGACCUCCAGUACUACCCCUUCCGCAUGACCCCCUACCUGAUGAAGGUGCAAGACUCCCACCAUGCAGAGGACCAGUUCUGCUGCCUUCUGCUUGCUGAAAGGGUGCACUCAGGUUACGAGGCCCCAAGAAUCCCCACUGACAAGCGGAUCUUCACCACAACACACACUCCUAACUGUGUGUUCCAGGAUGUGGACGAGAGGGCUGUUCCCUUACUAGGAUACCUACCUCAGGACCUGAUAGGUACACCGGUGCUCUUGCACCUGCAUCCCAGCGACCGACCAGUCAUGCUCAGCAUCCACAGGAAGAUCCUGCAGCAUGCUGGCCAGCCGUUUGACCACUCCUCCAUCCGCUUUUGCACGAGCAAUGGCGAGUACAUCACCUUAGACACAAGCUGGUCGAGCUUUGUCAAUCCAUGGAGCCGUAAGGUGUCCUUUGUCAUUGGCCGUCACAAAGUCCGGAAUGGCCCUGUGAAUGAGGAUGUGUUUGUGGCUCCAGCCAUGGCCGAAGCUAAGCCAAUGGACUCGGACAUCCAUGAAAUCACAGAGCAGAUUCACCGGCUGCUCCUGCAGCCUGUCCAUGUGAAUGGCUCCAGUGGCUAUGGCAGCCUGGCUAGCAAUGACCACAUAAUGAGCGUGGCGUCCUCGAGCGACAGCGCGGGGAACAGCGCCCGACCGCGACCACCUGAGGAGGACGAGCGGAAUAUUGCCAAACCUCCUGUGAGUCAGACGCGUUCCUUUCAGGAGAUCUGUAAAGGAGUGCACAUGCAGAAGAACCAAGAACUGCAGUCUAAGAAGAGUCCACAUAUAGAGUCACUCCAUCGGAGCCCAGUGGUUCGACCAAAGGACAUGGCCGCCCCUGUGAGCUGGAGGGACACCGGGCCAAACCCGGAGGAGCGAAUGGUCAUCCAGGAGGAGCUGGCCUUUAAGGACCAAACCGUGUACUCCUACCAGCAGAUCAGCUGCCUGGACAGUGUCAUCAGGUACCUGGAGAGCUGCAACAUCCCUAUUACUGUGAAGAGAAAGUGCCAAUCCUCCUCCAACACCGCUUCCUCUAACUCAGAUGAGGACAAGCAAAAACCAGAGUGCUCCAUGCAAGUGGAGACGCCACUCCUGAAACCUCAGCCUAGUCUGACCACUCUGAAUGUGUCCAAGAAGAGCACUGCCUCGGGGGUAGUGAGCACGUCCCUGACACCUCUGGCCCUGCCAAGUAAAGCAGAGAGUGUUGUGUCCAUUACUAGCCAGUGCAGCUAUAGCAGCACCAUUGUUCAUGUUGGAGACAAAAAGCCCCAGCCUGAAUCAGAGAUCAUUGAGGACGUGUCGGGUGGUGGGGAAGUGGUGGAGUGCCAGACCCCUGGGCCGCCAAGCGCAGUGUCUUCCCUCAGCCAGGAGAGGGGGGCAUACAAGAGGCUAGGCCUGACCAAGCAGGUCCUGGCAGCGCACACGCAGAAGGAGGAGCAGGCCUUCCUGACCCGCUUUCGGGACCUACGGGGGGUUCACGCUUUCAAGGCCGACUGCUCGCACUUCCUGGAGAGGCAAAAGGCCCAGUUGGCCGCUGAAGCUGGUCCAACGGCACGGUCUUGUAAGUGUAAGCAAGGUGGCGUAGGAGGAGUGGUCGCUGAACCGACCACCCGGCGCAGUGGCCGCAACAAGAAGACCAAAUCCAAGCGCGUGAAGCAGAACGAGUCGUCGGACAGCACGGUGUCCCACAGGAGGCAGCAGCAGCAGCAGCAGCAGCAGCAGCCCCGGCCCCCGCUGCAAGGCCUCCAGCAGACGUCCUGGUCGCCGUCCGACACCUCCCAAUCCACAUUCCCUAUCGCCUACCCUGCCGUCAUGCCUGCCUACCCGCUCCAGGUCUACCCCGGCACCAGCACCAUGACUCCCCAAGUGGACCCUUCCCUGUCCGGCUUCAGCGAGGGCCAGAUCAACCAGGACCCUCGGUGCUCCAUGCAGCCGACCCCUUACCCGGCUCCGCUGGUGACGCCCAUGGUGGCGCUGGUGCUACCCAACUACAUGUUCCCUCAGAUGGGCAGUGCCCCUCCUCAGAACAAUUUCCCCCCACAAGCCGCAUUCCAAGCCCAGCCUCAGUUCUCAGUCCAGCCAAACUUCGUCGGGCAGACGUUUGCCGCGCAGUCCCCGUUCACCCCACAGACUACAUUCCCACCUCAGCCCUUCUCCUUCACCCUGCCCACUGAGCCCCCAAAGGCUCCGUACCAAGAGGCAAGAGAGGGCCAGUCGCGCUGCUCCACACCGCAGUCCUUGGGAGCCCGGGACCAGGCCUCGCCGCCUCUCUUUCAGUCGCGCUGCAGCUCGCCACUCCAGCUCAACCUGUUGCAGCUAGAGGAGAGGCAGGACGGUGCGUUCACACCUGCUGCCGGGGUGCAGGGCAACAGCAGUGCCACCCUGGAAAAAGCCACCGGCAGCGUGCCAACAACACCCAACGCAGAACUGCAACAGCGAUCACUCAGACCGCCUGGUCUAGUCAGGGUCCGCCCGGCCUCCCCCCCAUGCUCUGGCUCUAGCCCUGGCCUCUGCGGCCUCAGGCAGAGUGGCGGUCGGGGGUUGUCUUGGGAAAGUCUUUUCCCUAAAUUCAGGUGUUGCAGCGAAGAGGAGGUGGAUUCCCCGGCAGACAGUCACCAUAGUGAUGGCAACUCUUCAUCCAGUGACAUGAUGGACAUCCUACUACUGGACUCGCGGUCGGGCACGGGAUCGGCCACCUCUGGCUCCAUGGGCUCUGGCUCUCGCGGCUGUGGAACGUCUGCCUACGGAACCUCAACCAGUGGUGCAUCAGCCAGUGGCACAGGGAGCAGCCACUGUGUAAGCCACAACAGUAGCAACUACUUUGGCAGUGUGGACUCCUCCCAGAAGAGCCACCAAGCCAAGGAGUGUGAUGCCAGCAUGACAAUGGGCCUCCCUGGGGAGAUGGAGGUGGAGGAGACCCGGGACUUCUCCAAGUACCUACUGCAGGAUUCACCGUGGCACCUCUCCACUAAUGUAGACGGGACCUACCAGAUGCCCCAGAGUGACAUGGAAAAAGUGUUGAGAGACGACCGGGAGAAACUUCGUCGGAUGCAGAAAAGCCAACCUCGCUUCACCAAGGACCAGAAGAGGGAACUCGUAGAGGUGCACCCUUGGAUGAAGAGAGGGGGGUUGCCCAAAGCAAUCGACGUCAAGGCAUGUGUCGGCUGUGAAGAUCUGGCGGAAAGUCUAAUUGAAGAAGAGACGCCUGACAUGCAUAUGGGCGAGGCAGAAACAAGUGAGGAGACUACUAUAGACAAAUCCAGGGAGCUACUGCAAAAAGCCAGUCUCAUCCUCAAAUCCAGCACCAGAGACUUAGGUCAACUACAGACACUCAAUGAAUGAAUUGAUUAUGGAACAAGACGCCUUACAUCUGCAUUUGUAUAGAAUGUUCCAACAGGAAAAAGCUGAUUUUUUAUUAUUAUGAUUUUAUUUCUUGUGAAUAAGUGUGUGUGCGUGCGUGCGUGCGUGUGUGUGUGCGUGCGUGUGUGUGCCAGUGAGGUUAGACAUAAGUGUGGGUGACAUAAGAACACAAUUGUAUAAGUGGUUAACUGGAAUGUAUGCAGUAUGCUUACCUUUCUGUAUUCGGUCUGAGGAUUUCAAACACCCUCCUGGCCUAUCCUCAGAAAUCCUGUCAGGAACCAAUAGCGCAUGACAAAACCUCUUUUUUAUGUUGAUAAAUAUCUUUCUUCUGUUUUCUUUCUUUUUACAAAUGUGUCUUUUAAUGUAUUUGUCCAGAGAUUAUCUCUUUGUUUUGUUUUCUUUUUUCAUUCUUAAGAUUCUUGGCAUCAGACAAACUCCUAUGGAUUUUUUUCUGCUUGCCUUUUUUUGUCCAUGGUAAAAGUGAGUUAAAUCUUUCAUAGUUAAAAUAUUUAUUUAUUUUUAUACAGGGAUAACUGGUGACAAACACUACUGUGUGCAUUGUUGUGAAAGAGGGGGAAAUGACUGUAGGCCUACAGUAAGUAAUAAUAUAUGAAACGGUAUGGAACAGGAUAUUGGGGCGUUGUGACACCUUUUGGGGACAAUCAUUUGUUAACUAACUGAACUUGUAAAGCUUUUGAUGAGACCCUAGUUCUUCAAGGUGCUAAUUACUUAAAAUGUACCUUAAUUAAUGUGAAGUUAAUUCUUUUGACCAAAAGAUUUAGCAAGCCUACAUGAAAUACACACCAUUCAGGUCAGUGUGACUUAAAACAAUGAUUUUUAUGAGGUGUGGAGAUAUUCAUAUCUGAAAUCUUUCCUAAACCAUAGCCCCUUAAGUUUGGUUAAUCCACAUCCCUGGAGACCUAAGGUUGAUUUGUCUCUGGUGGAGAAAUGGAAGGCAACUUCAUGACACUGGCAUCUAGUGGAAAACUAUGAAAAUAUAUUAGAUUUCUUUUUUGUCUCCCUUGUAUAUGUUAAGUCAGAAAACGUAUUUAUUUUGGAAGAGAGUCAAUGGACAAAAGUAAGGCAUGGCACUCUAAAUGUAUUUAUCAGUGUCAUUAUAUUGUUAUGGAAAGUGUUGUUUAAUAGUUGUUUAUUUGUUAAAAUAAAGUCAAUAAAUCUCUA